GCAGUUUCGCGAGAGAAGUCCAUCAGAGCGGUUGAUUGAAGCGAUGAUAUGAUUGCCUUACUGUUGACUGUGGCACUAUGUGCCCUUGUGCUGUGGCUCUAUCGGCUCAACAAGGACUACUAUAUAAUGGCCUUCUUCUCCAAACGAAUCCGCACGAAGGAUGGCAGACCCGUGGAGAGUAUUAUGCCGUUGGUCAAGGGUCGCACGAUCUUCGCCAACAGCUUCGAUAUGUACGGGAAAGAUCUUGCCGGCAUUUUUAGCUACGUUCGAGAGCUGUCCAAGAGAAUGGGUGGAAGCUACUUGGAAUACAACAUGGGGGUGCCCGGAAUUAACAUUAUCGAUGCGGAGAACGCCGAAUAUGUACUCAAUCAUCCGAAGCUGAUAACCAAGGGUCUGGUGUACGGUUUUCUGAAACCGGCUCUGAGAACUGGCCUUUUGACAUCCACAGAAAAAAAAUGGCACGCCCGUCGCAAGAUGCUGACACCCACAUUCCACUUUAACAUAUUGGGACAGUUCCAGGAGAUCUUCAGAGCGGAAAGCCUGAAGUUUGUGCAGCAAUUCCAAAAUCAAGACGAGAGCAUCGUUUCCCUGAGCGAUCUUAUUCCCAGAUUUACUUUGAACAGCAUUUGUGAGACUGCAAUGGGCGUGAAGCUGGAUGAGAUGGCCGAGAAGGGUGACAAAUACCGCGCGGGCAUUCAUAUGAUCGAAAUGAGCAUUAUCCGUCGGAUGAGUAAUCCCCUUCUGUGGAACAAAACAAUCUACAAUUGGUUUGCGGCCAAGACGUACGAUUCGUUCCUCAAAGUGGUUCACGAUUUCUCCAGCGAGAUCAUUGCCAAGCGAAGGAUACUCCUGGAGGAGGAACUGGAGCAGAGGAGAGCUACGCAGACAGCAGAUGAUGAUAUUUUCGUAAGCAGAAAGAAGCGUUUUGCUAUGCUGGAUUCGCUGAUUUGUGCAGAGAAGGAUGGCCUCAUCGACCAUGCUGGGAUAUGCGAGGAGGUGGACACUCUGAUGUUUGAGGGAUACGACACUACAUCUAUCGGCCUUAUCUUUAGCCUCAUGAACAUGUCGCUGUAUCCCGACAAGCAGGAACUCUGCUUUAAAGAGAUCGAAGAGCACAUUGAUGACAACUUUGACAAUUUGGACCUCAAUCAACUCGGCAAGCUGAAGUACUUGGAAUACUUUAUCAAGGAGACAAUGAGGCUGUUCCCUUCCGUUCCGAUCAUGGCUCGUCAGACUACUCAGGAGACAGAGCUGGCCAAUGGCCUCAUCCUUCCCGAGCACUCAGAGGUCACAAUUCACAUCUUUGAUGUUCAUCGCAAUCCCAAGUACUGGGACUCUCCAGAUGAAUUCCGUCCGGAGCGUUUCCUUCCUGAGAAUUGCCAGAAUCGUCAUACCUACGCUUACAUUCCCUUCAGUGCGGGUCAACGGAAUUGCAUUGGUCAAAAGUUUGCCAUGCAAGAGAUGAAAACUCUGAUUGUUGUCCUACUCAAACAGUUCCGAAUUCUGCCAAUGAUCGAUCCCAAAACUAUCGUCUUUAAUGUGGGAAUUACACUGCGGACACAGAACAACAUUAAAGUGAAGCUUGUGAGGCGAAAGUGAUGCGAAGAUUGCCGUUGUUAGAGUAGUAAAACAGCUGACUAGCAAAAUGCACAUGUACAUAAGAUACCCUGCACUGAGUUAAUAAAAUAUACUUAUUAUAUA
This is a messenger RNA of Drosophila subobscura, 1701 nucleotides long. RefSeq names its product cytochrome P450 4p1-like. Gene Ontology annotation, molecular function: iron ion binding; heme binding; monooxygenase activity. The record is from RefSeq and is a predicted model, not a curated record. NCBI's taxonomy places the organism in Eukaryota, Metazoa, Arthropoda, Insecta, Diptera, Drosophilidae. Bases 49 to 1599 code for a protein of 516 amino acids. The transcript is spliced from 7 exons.